This is a messenger RNA of Plodia interpunctella (Indianmeal moth), 2848 nucleotides long. RefSeq lists its product as uncharacterized. The transcript is spliced from 8 exons. The coding region runs from base 206 to 1564 and encodes 452 amino acids. Lineage: Eukaryota; Metazoa; Arthropoda; Insecta; Lepidoptera; Pyralidae. The record is from RefSeq and is a predicted model, not a curated record.
GAAAGGAAACUGAUAAAAGAGUGGUAAAAUCUCAACACUCAGCAGGCCGUGUGGUAUUGUGAUUGUUGAUUUGUCGCAGAGAGUUGGAAGCGGUUUCGCUUGUUUUGUGCAAUAAUCGACUGAAUUUUCGAUAUAAUUUUUGUGCUUAGUAAUUAUUGUACUUUCGUUUUUUAUUAGAAUACUUUUAUUAUCCAUCCAAUCCACAAUGGAACGAAAAUUUGUUAACGUUAUUCUACUUGGGUUUGGAUUUAUGUUCGUGUUUACGGCAUUCCAGACUAUGGGAAAUAUUGAGAAAACGAUCCUAGACAGUAUAUCCCAAGAUGACAGUUCAUUCACCGGCGACGGAUACACGUCCCUGGCCAUCAUCUACGCGACCCUGGCCGUGUGCAACUGGCUGGCGCCCUCCGUCAUCAGUAUCACGGGCCCCCGCGGCGCCAUGUUUAUUGGAGGAGUCACCUAUUUGUUCUUCAUCGUGACGUUCCUGUUUCCGCGCACAUGGCUGCUGUACGCAGCCAGCGUGCUGAUCGGCGCGGGCGCAGCCGCCAUUUGGACCGGCCAGGGGAACUACCUCACCAUCAACAGUGACUCUGACACUAUAUCCAGGAACUCUGGUAUCUUCUGGGCCAUGCUGCAGUGCAGUUUGUUCUUCGGCAACCUGUUCGUGUUCAUAAAGUUCCAAGGAAAGACCCACAUAGAUCUGGAGACUCGUAACAUGGUGUUUGGUGUUCUCACCGCCAUCUGCGCACUCGGACUCAUAUUCCUGAUUCUUUUGCGGCCGGUCCGCCGCGUGCCCGAGCUAGAAGCUAAGAAUGAAGUGUCACCUGAAUCCGACGGUCCCUUGGAAGCUUUCAAAGGAGCGUUGAGAUUAUUUUGUACCAAAGAUAUGAUGCUCCUCAGUCUUACUUUCAUUUAUACCGGUGUGGAGCUAUCAUUCUUCAGCGGUGUGUACAGCCCCAGUAUCGGUUUCACCACAGCGAUGGGAGAGAACGCCAAGCAGCUGGUCGGACUGUCUGGUGUCUUCAUCGGCAUGGGAGAGGUGCUCGGAGGAGCACUAUUCGGUAUACUAGGCAACAAGACGACUCGCUGGGGCCGCGACCCUAUCGUGAUCAUGGGCUACGUGAUCCACCUGGUCAGCUUCUUCCUCAUCUUCAUCAACCUGCCGUCCGAAGCCCCGUUCGGCGACACGGACAAGAUCUCCUACAUCAACCCGUCACCGUACCUCGCCAUGCUGUGCAGUUUCUUACUCGGCUUUGGCGACGCCUGUUUCAAUACUCAAAUUUAUUCCAUCUUGGGAGGAAAUUACUCCGAUAAUAGCACGUCGGCGUUCGCUUUGUUCAAGUUUACUCAGUCACUGGCGGCGGCCGCGUGCUUCUUCUAUUCGUCCAAGGCGUUGCUGUCGGUGCAGCUGGCGAUCCUGGGCGUGCUGGCGUCGCUGGGCACGGCCACGUUCUGCCGCGUGGAGUGGCGAGCGCGGGCGCGCGCGCGCGUCGCCGCACUCGACGCGGUGGACGACAAGCCCGCCGCUACACAGGCGCUGGCCGACAACGCCCUGCACUAUGAAUGAUCUCACACUCGAUACUGGGUACUGGCCACACGAGACGCGACCGUGUUCUAAAUUCGAAUUUUUCGAAUACUGGUAUUAAUUUGAAAUUACUCAUAUAAAACUAUAGACAUCGUCAUACCUUUCGUUUCACUCAUACAAAAAACGCGUUUUCGAAAUGGGACAGAGGGAUUGUAUGUAUGAAUUAGACUGGGAAGUUGUAUGUAAAUUGUCUAUAUCAUUUUGCUAAGUUAACUCAUUUAGUUUUUUCCGCGAUUCCGUGGAAGCAUUUUUUAAAUAAAGGCGAUAUAAGUAUUUUAACAAAAACUUAUAUUAUAUUUCUUGAUUACUACUAAUAUUACCUAACGAUAUUAGUAUUGAUGUGGCAUUGUUAAUAUGAAACGAAUGUAUUGGUAAAUAAAAAAGUUUUGCCUACUAAAACCAUGUCUGAAAGAAAACCUAUGCAAAUUGAUAGAAUAUUUAAAUGUUGACUGAUGUAUAUUGUUAGCAGGGUUUCUAGUAAAUAUAAGAAGGAAAUAGAUUAAGAGAAUGUUAUCUAUGAAUUAUUUAUAUUAAGUGCAUUAUUAUUAUUUACUUACAUGGAUCAAAUAAGCUUUUAUGCCAAAAUAAAAUUUCGUAAUUUGCCUUUAUAAAGAUACUAUUGUAUUUUAUGCAAUAGAGUACAUUUUGCAAAAGUUAUAAAAAUAUUUAUGAAUCAGGUUUCUUAAUUUCCAAGGAUAGGUAUGUCAGUAAAUUAUAAUAUAUUAUAGUAAAUGUAUUUAAGUGAUAUGGAUCACAUUAUAUAUAUUUUUAAUCACAGACACAUGUUUGUGGCAUAGAUUUGACAUAGAUAUUUGUGAUAGUACAAAAACCCUAUAAACAUUUUUACAUAUCUCAAAUAUCUUGAUCAAUAAUCAUUUGUUAAAUAAAUGUGCACAUUGGUAAGGAAAAAAAAUGCUAGUCAGAAAAACAUAAUUGGCAUAUGUACCUAUUUUGUAUUUUAUAUUAUGAAGUAUUAAAACAACACAUUCCUUAACAUAUUUACUGUGUAUUUGUUGUGUAUAUAAGGAUUUUAUUUACAAGUUACUCAUUUACUUUGUUAGUUAAUUACUACAUAUUUUACUAAGAAUUAAUUUUAUAUUUAGUUGCCAUUAAUUGAGUGAAAGUAUGAUUGAUAUGAAAACUUUUGUUGACAGUGAACUAGACAGAAUAGAUUAUUGAAUACUAAUCUUGAUUUAAUUAAUAAGUCAACAUUUUUAAAAUAUGAUAUGAAAUAUUAGUUACAUGAAUAAAGUUAUAUUUUAUAUA